CCCAGUUGUUGCUCACAAUUGUUGCUGCACCCAACACACACCCACAACAUGGCGCGAUCAGGCAGGAGUAGUCAGCGCAAGCGCCAGUCGGCCACAGACAAGCAGAUGGCCAAGAAGAACGACGGCGCGCCCAAGAGCAUGGUCAUCCGCAUUGGCGCGCAGGAAGUCGGCGGCGCCGUGAGCCAGCUGGUGCAGGACGUGCGCCAUGUCAUGGAGCCAGACACGGCGGUGCGGUUGAAGGAACGGCGCGCGAACAAGCUCAAGGACUACACCACCAUGUGUGGGCCCCUCGGCGUCUCCCACCUGCUCCUCUUCUCGCGCUCCUCGUCCGGCAACACCAACCUGCGCCUGGCGCGCACGCCGCACGGCCCGACCCUGCACUUCCGCGUCGACAAGUACUCGCUCUGCAAGGACAUUGCCAAGUCGCUGAAGCACCCACGCACCGAGCCGACGGCCUUCCAGACGCCGCCGCUGCUCGUCAUGAACAACUUCCUGACCUCGGACACGGCACGUGCAGCCCUCGGCGACGCGGCGCCGCCCAAGCACCUCGAGAAGCUCGUCACCGACAUGUUCAGCGGCCUGUUCCCGCCCAUCCAACCGCACACGACGCCGCUGCACACGAUAAAACGCGUCCUGCUGCUGCACCGCGAGCCACCGAGCCCCGAGACAGGCACCGUCGCCAUCUCGCUGCGCCACUACGCAAUCACCACCAAAGUCACCGGCCUGCCAAAGGCCCUUCGCCGCCUGCACGCAGCCGAGAAGCUCAUCGGCCGCGCGGGCAGCGAGAAGAAGAGCAAGCUCCCGGACCUGGGCAAGCUCGAAGACGUUGCAGACUACAUGCUCGACCCGUCGGCCGGGGGCUACACAUCCGCGUCCGACACCGACGCCGACACCGACGCCGAAGUCGACAUGGCAGUGGCGGUGAAGCAACGCGUGCUCUCGCGCAAAGCCAAGGAGCGACUCGCCGCCGGCGACGAGUCGGCGCGCCGCACCGCCUCGACCGGCCCGCGCGUCGAGAAGCGCGCGGUCAAGCUCGUCGAGCUGGGUCCGCGCAUGACGCUGCGCCUGACAAAGGUCGACGAGGAUGUGUGCGCCGGCAAGACGCUGUGGCACGAGUUCAUCACCAAGACGGGCGCCGAGCAGCAGGCGCUCGAGAAGAAGUGGGCGGCGCGCAAUGCGCAAAGGGCCGAGCGGAGGAGGGUGCAGAAGGAGAAUGUCGAGCGCAAGAAGGCUGCCAAGGCUGCGAGUGGGGGUGCCGAGGGCGAGGAGGGGGAGGGGGACGAGGAUGAGGUUGAGGGCGAGGAGGAUAGCGAGAUGGAUUACGACGAGUAUGACAUGGACGACGACGUGUGGCACGACGAGGAUGGGGCGGGGGCUGCGGAUGCGGAUUCGGAUGAGGACAUGGAGGAGUGAAAAGUGGUGCGCUCAUGCAUCGCGUUAGAUUAAUGAUACCCGUUGAACACUCUCACCGCUGAACCUACCCCGAAUCUUUCGCCUUGACCCGCCGUACCAUCACCCGCCCACCGUCCUCCAGCUCCCAGCCCACGCCAUCCUCCUUCAGCGCAUCCCACUCCUUCCCCGCCGCAUCCUCCACCCACCUCCUAUCGCACACCAAAUAGCUCUUCCCAAUGACCUUCAACGCCCCCACCCGAACCCCCUGCUCCGCAAACCCACAGAGCGCGCGCUGAUACCCAUCCACGCCCCUCCUCGCCCUCCAAAACGCAACCCAGUUGUCGCUCACCAGCGCAGCCAGCAGCAUCUCUACUCUCCUGUCCUUGAACCCGAACCGCACCU
Molecule: messenger RNA, 1794 nt
Organism: Didymella exigua CBS 183.55
Lineage: Eukaryota; Fungi; Ascomycota; Dothideomycetes; Pleosporales; Didymellaceae
Product: Brix-domain-containing protein
Exons: 2
Coding region: 49-1413 (454 amino acids)
Biological process (GO): rRNA processing; ribosomal large subunit assembly
Cellular component (GO): preribosome, large subunit precursor
Molecular function (GO): rRNA binding
Source: RefSeq, a predicted model, not a curated record